This is a messenger RNA of Magnolia sinica, 1727 nucleotides long. RefSeq names its product histidinol-phosphate aminotransferase, chloroplastic-like. The transcript is spliced from 10 exons. Lineage: Eukaryota; Viridiplantae; Streptophyta; Magnoliopsida; Magnoliales; Magnoliaceae. The coding region runs from base 161 to 1453 and encodes 430 amino acids. The record is from RefSeq and is a predicted model, not a curated record. Gene Ontology annotation, molecular function: pyridoxal phosphate binding; L-histidinol-phosphate:2-oxoglutarate transaminase activity. Gene Ontology annotation, biological process: L-histidine biosynthetic process.
GCCUCGUUAACCGCGUUAGGGUUUUAGCAUAUCUGUGACAGUGAGCACCACCUUCGACGGUUAGGGUUUUAGCCCGUCUCUCAGCACUACCUGCGAAGGUUAUGGUUUUAGCCCAUCUGUCCGCACCACAUUGGAACCCUUCUUAAUAUUCCAGGUUUAAAUGGGUGUUCUUGGUUUCCGCAACACUUCUUCUCUUUGCACGAUCGACACCCGUUACAGCUUACAUCCCGAAUCGCAGAAUUCCGCCUCUUUUCCAACGACCCAGAAUAGAAUUUUCUAUAAAUUCGAACUGAAUCGAACGUCGGCCCGUUGCAUGGCUUCGACGAUGCCUGUAACGCAUGUCGAAGAGGGUGAGGGUCGAUUGAAGGGUGACGAUUUCAUCCGGCCACAUCUCCGGAAAUUGUCUCCUUAUCAACCCAUUUUGCCAUUUGAGGUUUUAUCUACCCGGCUUGGAAGGAAGCCUGAAGACAUCAUCAAACUCGAUGCAAAUGAAAAUCCUUAUGGGCCACCUCCUGAGGUGGCUGAAGCUCUAGGGUCAAUGAGGUUUCCAUAUGUUUACCCUGACCCCGAGAGCCGCCGCCUGCGUGCUGCUCUUGCUGAAGACUCUGGUCUUGGUCCUGAGUACAUACUUGCUGGAUGUGGUGCAGAUGAGCUCAUCGAUUUAAUCAUGCGAUGUGUGCUUGAACCAGGUGACAAGAUUGUAGACUGUCCCCCAACAUUUACGAUGUAUGAAUUUGAUGCAGCGGUUAAUGGGGCACUAGUCAUUAAGGUACCAAGGCAGCCAGAUUUUAGUUUGAAUGUCUCUCGCAUUGCUGAAGUUGUUGAGCAGGAAAAACCCAAAUGCAUAUUCCUGACUUCUCCAAACAAUCCCGAUGGGAGCAUAAUCAACGACGCAGAUCUGUUGAAGAUUCUUGAUCUGCCCAUAUUGGUUGUGUUGGAUGAAGCAUACGUUGAAUUCUCUGGAUUGGAUUCUAGGAUGGAAUGGGUGAAGAAGCAUGAGAACUUAAUUGUUCUUCGAACAUUUAGCAAAAGAGCUGGUUUAGCCGGACUCCGCGUGGGAUAUGGAGCAUUCCCUCUCAGCAUUAUAGAGUACCUAUGGCGAGCAAAGCAACCAUAUAAUGUAUCUGUGGCCGCAGAAGUUUCAGCAUGUGCAGCAUUGCAGAACCCCGCUUAUUUAGAGAAGGUUAAAAAUGCGUUGGUACAAGAAAGGGAGAGGCUAUAUAACCUUCUAAAGGAAUUGCCGUUUUUGAAGCCGUACCCAAGUUAUUCUAAUUUCAUUCUUUGUGAGGUUACAUCUGGAAAGGAUCCUAAGAAACUAAAGGAAGACCUUGCCCAAAUGGGGGUGAUGAUUCGUCACUACAAUAACAAAGAAUUAAAGGGAUAUGUUCGGGUCUCCGUUGGGAAGCCUGAACACACAGAUAUCUUAAUUGACUGUCUCAAACGCCUGUCUUGAUUCUUUUCCACAUCAAGAAACUAUUUUAUGAUAGGUGUUUCCUAUUCAAAGACAUGGGUGGGGCGGAGCUUCUUCAACACCUGAAGUGGAGGCAAAAAAUGAUCUGAAACAGGUACUACCAUUCCGCUGUGUAGUUUUUGGGAGCCAUGUUGCCUUUCAAAAUGGAAGAAUUUAUUUGUAGUAUCUUAUAUAUACUGAUGACUUCAGGUAGUUGUCACUGCUACAUUUUUAUUACAAGUUUAUAAUUGAACCUGCAAAUGGUUAUUUGGUUUUA